Physella acuta is the source of this 2636-nucleotide messenger RNA. RefSeq lists its product as uncharacterized. The record is from RefSeq and is a predicted model, not a curated record. Lineage: Eukaryota; Metazoa; Mollusca; Gastropoda; Physidae. Gene Ontology annotation, molecular function: DNA-binding transcription factor activity; E-box binding; protein dimerization activity. Gene Ontology annotation, cellular component: nucleus. Gene Ontology annotation, biological process: anatomical structure morphogenesis; positive regulation of transcription by RNA polymerase II.
AGACAGGACGCCUAUAUAAGACAGGACGCAUAUAUAAGACAAGACUGGCUUUAUAAGACAAGACGUUGCCUACCCUCUCAAGGCCCGGAGAGAAAAAGCUGAAGACGAAAGGUCAGGUGUGUCUUCAAGUUCGCUAGGAAUUUAUGACGUCUAGCUCAUUAGCAGGACCUACGGAUUGUGUGAGGUCAUUAGCAGGACCUACGGACUGUGUAAAGGCUCGAUUAUAAUAAGCUGUGUAAAGACGAUAACGUAUACUGACCUUUUUCCCAUAAAUGGUGGAUAUGUAAUGAGUUUAUCGGAUUCAUGGUGUAGGGAUGUCGCGCUGAUGCUAAGCCACAGAACCAAGAUGGAGGGCGAGUGUAGCCUUGAUGAGUUCGCCAAGGUCCUCGCUGAGCAGGGUUACAUCAAUGACGUCACGUGUUUCACUGACCUGCCCUCCGUGCUCAGCGCCUUUGACGCCCCAGACGCCCUCGACUCCCCCGACAACUUCCACCCCUGCACGUACGAGCACGAGGACCUGUCACGUGUCAUGGAGACGGGAAGUCCGUCCCUGCUGGACGCUCCUGAGAAUGUCGAGGUCGCUCAAUUAGCGCAUGCGCCAAUUACAGGCGGAUUAUCUCUGGUUACUGCAAGCUUCCACAGGAAUGCGGUCGUUAACCCUUCGUGCCAACCUUUGACCUUUAACCUGUAUGACAGGGUACCCCGACAUUCGAACAUGGCUUUAAGUAAUGCAUUCAUCAGCGAGCCGAACUCUGUGACGUCAGAUUUUCUAGGAGACAGUAGGUCUCAUCUACCUCACGUGUCACAUUUCAUCCAAUCAGAAGACAGCUUAUAUCUUGGCAGCAUUCACCAACCUGACUUCUCCAACUUUCUGCAGCAGACACCAGCACAGCCUCUAGUGUCCCCAUCUAGCACCAACUCCAGCGAUUCCGUCGCACAUUUUAAAUUAAAAACAGCAACAGGAAAAAAACAGAAGCGAAAGCGGAAGAGCAAAGGCUACUCAAAGCCUUCCAAAUCUCGCCGGAAGGACGCGAGUACUGAGGUGAAACCCAGACAGAAAAAAGCUAAGACAACCAAGGCAGCAGACAAACCCACGACCAACGACAGCAGCACGUUAGAUCUACCUCACGACGACAGCGGGUUCGAGUCUGGGGAAAUCGGCGCCACACAAGCAGCAGACAACAAGACUGACCUUGGCAGUUUACCGGUCCAGUCUGAAGGUCAAGCAGUGCCAGAAGAAACUAGAACCCUCCGGCGGUCGUCACGGGCGACACGCAACACGGAGAACUACAACCUGCGGCUCAGCUCGCUGGUCAAACGUGUGGAGACGGAGCGGCGCCAGGAGGAGCCACGCCUGCCCAAGGGAAAGAUCAAGCCGCCCCCCUUGAGCAAGUACAGGCGGCGGACGGCCAACGCCCGGGAGAGAGACCGGAUGAAGGAGAUUAACGACGCUUUCGACAACCUCAAGAGUUCCCUGCCCCACGUCGAGCACGACAGUAAAAACAAGGUGACCAAGUUCACCAUCCUGAAGCUGGCCUUGAACUACAUCGCGUCAUUGAGGGACAUGCUGGGGCUGGAGGUCAUCCCUCUGGUCAUGGACGAUGACGUCAGCUCGGACAUGUCCUCCCUACGUCCCGCGAGUGUGACCAGCUCAGGCGGGGAGGAGAGCUGUUCCAGCCCCACUAGUGCUCACUCGGAGACCGACCUGCGCGCGUGCCAGUCUGUGACGUCACAGCAGCAAGACUUUGAGUUUUAUCUGGAGUGAAUUUUUUUUUUCAACUGCUCAAACUGUUCUUCCUACCAAAGUGCCAUUUUAAUCCUAUUUUUAGCUUUAUUUCGGUUGAGUGUCAUUGUGUAUAUGAAUUGUGUACAUAAUGUAGCGGGUGUGUUGCUGACAUGUGUACAUAAUGUAGCUGUGCUAGUGUGUUGCUGUGUAAGUGGAUACAAGUUCUGUGGUUCACGGCUCUACACUGAGAGGACCUGUCUGGAAUAAUGAUACCUUUCACUUUUUGAGUGAUAUUUUUAUUUACUUAAACUUUGAUUCAAACUUUUUUAUUAACAAAAUGUGUGUACGAGUGUGAUUCGAACUCGGACCCCGAGGAUAGCGACGAGACGCCUCUUGUAUUAGCUCACUGCUCAUUGGCUUUAUCCCGAAUGUUGACCAAACAUGGACACACGUAGACAGCCCUCGUGUGUCUUGUACCGUGCAAUAUACCGUGUCUGUGUCGCUGAUCUGUACAUAUAAACACUGCUUGUUUUUUUUUUUAUAAAGUUUAUAAUAUGUCCGUUUUUAAAAUAAUUUUUGCCAUAUUUCUUUUACAUUUUUGUACUUUAAAAAAUACACACUUUGAAUUUGAUAGACAUUGUGUGUGUGUUUUUGUAAGUUUGGACGUUUGUGUGUGAGUGGUAGCUGUGAUGUGGUCAAUGGUGUUGACUCGAGUCUGAAGCUCACUCAGCCGAAAUGGGUACUUGGCGAGAGUUGGGAAAUUUACUUAGGUGUUUUUUGUCUCAUGACAUAUCAGACAUGUUAUCUGUGUCAUACGACAUAUUUAUUAAAUGCCAUCUGGGUUAUCUCUUGCAUUAUCUGUGUCUAAAUAUUUAAAUAUCUAAUAGCAAAGAAGAAAAAAAAACUUAGU